Molecule: messenger RNA, 1632 nt
Organism: Solanum lycopersicum (tomato)
Lineage: Eukaryota; Viridiplantae; Streptophyta; Magnoliopsida; Solanales; Solanaceae
Product: GDSL esterase/lipase At1g09390-like
Molecular function (GO): hydrolase activity, acting on ester bonds
Source: RefSeq, a predicted model, not a curated record
AUUUCAUAUAUUUUUCUUACCCUAAAUUUAGAAAAAAGAAGAAAAAAAUGUUUGAUGAUGGAUUUGAAGGAAAAAAUAUUUUAUUUUAUCUCAUUUAUAAUUUCCAUUUUUCUUGGUCUUUUUUUCCCUUUAUCUGUUGAUUCACAAUGCAAUAAAAAUUUAGUAAUUAUAAAUUUUGGUGACUCAAAUUCUGAUACUGGUGGAUAUGUUAUAGUACGUGGCAUGAUUGGACAGCUUCCGAAAAUACAUACUUUUAAUCAUGAUUUAUCUGGUCGAAUGUGUGAUGGCAAAUUAAUUAUCGAUUUUCUAUGUGAAAGUGUGGGAAAUGGAUAUUUGACUCCAUUUAUGGAAUCAAUAGGCAAAAACUUCACAAAUGGAGUCAAUUUUGCUAUUGCUGGUUCUAAAACUCUUCCAAAAUUAAUUUUUUUCAAUUUGCACAUCCAAUUUGCUCAAUUCAAUCGGUUUCGAUCUCUUUCUCUCGAGUUAUUUAACAAAGGUGAUGGAAAUUUGCUAGGAGAUGAAGAUUUAAGGAAUGCACUUUACACAAUUGAUAUUGGACAAAAUGAUUUGGAUGGAAUAUUUAGUAAAGUCACAAAUGAAAAAGCAAUUCUCAAAAUUCCUGAUAUUAUUUCUGAAAUUGAAAAUGUUAUAAAGGGAAUUUAUGAACAAGGUGGAAAUAAUUUUUGGGUACAUAAUACAGGACCAUUAGGGUGUUUGCCUAAAUCACUUGCAACAUAUAAGAAAAAUGAGAGUGAUUAUGAUGAAAAUGGAUGUUUAAUUUCAUUUAAUGAAGGUGCAAAAAUAUUUAAUAACAAAUUACAAGUCCUUUGUGAAAAAUUAAGAGAUGAAAUGAAGAAUAUCACCAUUGUAUAUGUUGAUAUCUACUCCAUCAAAUAUGAUCUCAUUGCUAAUUCUUCUAAUUAUGGGUUUGUGAAUCCAUUAAUGGGAUGUUGUGGAUAUGGAGGGCCACCAUACAACUUUGAAUCAAACAACAAGUGUGGACAAGGAAACUACACAAUAUGUGAAGAUAGGUUCAAGUACAUUAGUUGGGAUGGUAUUCACUACACAGAAGCAGCUAAUGGCUUUGUUGCCUCCAAAAUACUCUCAACACACUACUCUACACCUCCACUCAAGUUACAUAGCUUUUGCAACAUUGCACCUUGAUAUGUCAACUAGAUUAUUGUCAAUCACAAUUGUUCUUAUAGUUAAAUGAAAGAUUUUAUAAUUGAGCCGUGAGUCUUUCAGAAACAAACUCUCUGCCUCCACGAGAUAAUGGCAAGGUCUACGUACAUUCUACCUGUUCUUGUAAUAUAUAGACAAGGGAUACAACAAUGAUAAGGGAGACUGCAUGAAAAACUAUAUAUCCAAAUGGAGCAAAAGAACAUUAAGAUGCAUUUUUACUUCAAUACUCAAAUAGCUCAUACCAGGAUGGAUGCUAACAAAUGAGUGUAUAUCCAACAACAGGCAACAAGAUCAAGUUCAAGAUGACACCAAAAAUGGUGAAACUCCAUAGUACCUACUUCAAGACGGUUUUUGAAGUACAUAGAUUAUUCAGAUAAAAGAAUCUUCCCAUCAGUUUGGAUAAAGUAGUCUUCCCAAAACUAUAAAGGUAGGAAUAUGGAAAAGAUCAAA